This is a messenger RNA of Lachnellula hyalina, 2304 nucleotides long. Its product is annotated as putative acyltransferase. The transcript has 2 exons. Gene Ontology annotation, molecular function: glycerol-3-phosphate O-acyltransferase activity; glycerone-phosphate O-acyltransferase activity. NCBI's taxonomy places the organism in Eukaryota, Fungi, Ascomycota, Leotiomycetes, Helotiales, Lachnaceae. Gene Ontology annotation, cellular component: endoplasmic reticulum membrane. The record is from RefSeq and is a predicted model, not a curated record. Gene Ontology annotation, biological process: phospholipid biosynthetic process. Bases 1 to 2304 code for a protein of 767 amino acids.
AUGGCCAAAGAUUCGGAAAUCCACGAGCACAUACCUCAUAAGCUCCCACACAAGGAACGGUCUCCCAUGACAAACUGGGUGUACGAUGUAUUCCUCUGGACUUUUUCUAUACUCGUUGACCUUUUCUUCCGAGAAGUACACCCUCGAGGGUCAUGGAAAGUUCCCAGGCGGGGGCCUGUGAUCUUUGUCGCAGCCCCGCAUGCCAAUCAGUUUGUCGAUCCUCUUAUUCUCAUGCGUACACUUCGCAACGAAUGCCACCGCAGGGCUGCCUUUCUUAUUGCAGCAAAAUCGAUGAACAGAUGGUUGAUCGGCUGGUUUGCACGGAAAGUUGGUGCUGUGCCCGUUGGGCGGGCUCUUGACAUGGUGAAACCUGGCUCUGGAACAGUCUACCUCCCGGAUCCUCUUGGCGAUCCUCUUCUCGUUCGUGGUAUCGGGACAAAAUUCGAUGGGAAGGAGGUCCAAAUUGGUGGAUUAUUGGUCCUGCCUAGUAUCAAGGGAACUGCCGCUAAUACGGAAAUCGCGGAAGUCAUAAGUGCUGAGGAGUUGAGGUUGAAGAAGCCCUUCAAAGGCGCAGCAGCCAUGAGACAACUUACUGGAAGGGAUGAUGUGGAUGACAAUGGCAAAUUUACAGACCAGAGUAUCAAAGGCCCAAUAGAAGGGUUUGAAGGCUCGAGGUACAAGACUGCCCCCAAAGUGGAUCAGACACAGGUCUACGAUGCCGUGUUUGACCGUUUGAGCGCAGAUGGGGCGGUAGGAAUAUUCCCGGAAGGAGGUAGUCAUGAUCGAACAGAACUGUUGCCUCUCAAAGCUGGUGUUGCUAUUAUGGCCCUGGGAGCAUUGGCAGCAAAUCCUAACAGUGGAUUGAAGAUCGUCCCCUGUGGUAUGAAUUACUUCCAUGCACACAAGUUUCGGUCUCGUGCUGUCAUCGAGUUUGGAAACCCUGUCGACGUUCCAAAAGAGCUGGUCGAGCUUUACAAAAGUGGGGAGCGGAGAGAAGCCGUCAGCCAGCUGUUGGACACUGUCUACCAAGCUCUGGUUGCUGUUACGGUCACAAGCCCCGACUAUGAUACCCUAAUGCUCAUCCAAGCUGCUCGAAGGCUGUAUAACCCUACAGGGAAGAAGCUCCCACUGCCAAUGGUCGUGGAGCUGAACAGGAGACUCGUUAAAGGGUAUACGCACUACAAAGACGACCCUAGAAUUAUCUCACUGAAAAAGUCGGUGAAUAAUUACAACAAACAACUGCAUUACAUGAACUUGCGAGAUCACCAAGUAGAGUACGCCAAAUAUUCGAUACCAAAAGUCAUCUUCCUGCUCUUCUACCGACUGGGAAAACUUUCCGUCCUUUCAAUCGGCGUACUUCCUGGUCUUGUGCUCUUCGCGCCUGUCUUCGUGGCCUCCAAGAUAAUCAGCAUAAAAAAGUCACGAGAAGCGCUUGCUGCAUCUACUGUCAAGCUUCAAGGUCGGGAUGUUAUGGCCACUUGGAAACUUUUGGUAGCACUCGCAUUCGCCCCUAUCUUGUACAACCUUUACACUUUCUUACUGGCGUCUUGGACGUAUCGCAACAGGGUGCAAGGUUACAUGCCUGAAUGGGUUCCUUUGUGGGCAGUCUUCGUCUUCGGAUACAUAUUCUUCCCCGCAAUCACAUAUGCUGCUUUGCGUUUCGGUGAGGUUGGCAUGGAUAUAGUCAAAUCUCUACGUCCUCUUGUACUGGCACUCAACCCGACUUCCAGCAACACCUUCCACAAGCUUCGGCAGCGCCGGGCUCAACUUAGCACCGAAGUCACUGAUUUGAUCAAUACACUAGGUCCGGAAAUGUUCCCUGACUUCGACGCUGCGAGAAUCGUAACAGAUCCGCUCCGCGCCGAUGGGGAACUAAGCCCUACAUCGCCUACUGGGAGUGGCUUCCAUCGUCGAGACAGCAGCCAUUCUGGUAUUUCUGAAGCAGAAAAUUCCCCCCAAAUCCGCAGAAGUUAUACAGAUGCCUCGAUUGGAGGCGCUCCAAGCAUGAAAAGCCACCUACCUCGGAACGAGUCCUUUAAAAAUAUUGGGAACAUUGCGCUUUUUGCAACCCGUCCACCAUCAAGGAGCAGAAGUCGGAGCAGUAGCAGUGGUGGAGCAGUGGGUUCCGCAGGCUUUCCCCUGAAAAGUUUUAGCACACUGGAUGCGAAAGGAGGUUUUGAUGAGGUCAGCAUGAAGAUUAGGGGGGCAAUGCGAGAACGGGGUCAAAUGCGGAGGAGGAAGAGCGAAGAAGCCAGAGCGGAAGAUGAAGAUGAUAGCGAAGACGAGGAGAGGAAGGACGUCUAG